AUGUAAAUCUCGGUAUGUGAAACGUAUACCCCUUUUCAGCUUGUCAAAGUUUUGGAUUAAAAUUUAGGCCCAAUGGAAGUAAAUUUUUCAGUACGGUGGUUCGUCGGCUGCCUGGUAAUUGUAAGUUCCUCCGGCGGACGGAGGAAUAUCCCGGGUCCGGGCUUGGCUGCGGUUCCAGCGGAUCCCAUUCCCGCUCCCCAUCAGAUAUCCCUGGCUGGCCAACCAGAGCAGCAGAGGAUCAUAAUGCCACCCAAUGGGGAUAUCGAUGACAAUGGGGAAAUUGAAGUCAUGCUGGGGUCUUUUAGCGACACCAGUGUUAAGGUGUGCAAUGCUCUCCGCUACGGACCGACAACCUACGGAGGUCAGGCCCAGUUGACCACUAGCUGGCUGGCUGGCAUCCCGACCAGCCUGUUUCUUACCCGCCUUGUCAGACUUAUGAAUCACAUAUAUUAUUCAAAAACUUACUAG
Molecule: messenger RNA, 468 nt
Organism: Drosophila erecta
Lineage: Eukaryota; Metazoa; Arthropoda; Insecta; Diptera; Drosophilidae
Exons: 1
Source: RefSeq, a predicted model, not a curated record